UGUGUGUGUGUGUGUGUGUGUGUGUGUGUGUGGCACAACUCCGCUUCACUAUGCGAUUGAAUAUGAGAAAAUGGAAAUUGCUGAAUUACUUUUAAAUCAUGGAGCUAACGUUAAUGCCAGUGAUAAGUCAGGUGUUACACCACUGUGUCUUGCUGCUGAACUAGAAAAUGUAGAAGUUGUUGCAAUGUUGUUAGACAGAGGUGCUAACAUUAAUGCUAUAUCAUAUAUGGAUUAUAAUGACUUUUCUAGUUGCAUCGUUUGUGAAGAAAUUGCUGAUUUUCUUAAACAACAUAUAGUUAAGAUAAAAGCUGCAAAUUUAUCCGUAAGUGAACAAUUAUUAUCAAUGAGCAGCAAUUUUGAAAUAAGGGAUUUACAGGAUGAAUGUGAAAAAGAAGUAGCAAUCAUGAAGAAUGAGAAAAUUAGUAAUACUAACAUAUCAUUUUACGAUAUCUUGAUAAAAGAUACAAAUCGAGUAGCAAUAUACAUGAGAAAUGAAAAUGUAGUGCAGGUUUUAAGAUCAGACGAGUAUAAAACAAAAUUUCCAAUAUACUCUAGCAUGAUAAAAAAUCAGUUCAGAAAAGGUAUGAAAAAGAAAGAGUUGCUUGAACAAGGCACUAAAAUUUUCUAUUUUUUCUGUAACUUUCCUGAGCUACCACUUGGGUGUAUUGAACAAAUAUUUAGUUACCUAAGUGAUAAUGACAUAAGAAUUUUAAUAGAUACUUGUAAGUCUGUUAGUGUCAGUAAUCUUAAUACUGAUGUUAAUGAUGAUAAAUUAUAUUUCAAAUACAUCCAAAGUGCUAUGUGUGUAAGGAAAAGGAAGAACAAAUUAUUUUAAACAUGAAUUAACAGCUAUAAAAUCUUAAAGAUUAUAUUGCCGUAUU
This is a messenger RNA of Pseudomyrmex gracilis, 881 nucleotides long. Its product is annotated as POTE ankyrin domain family member B2-like. The record is from RefSeq and is a predicted model, not a curated record. Lineage: Eukaryota; Metazoa; Arthropoda; Insecta; Hymenoptera; Formicidae. The coding region runs from base 71 to 835 and encodes 254 amino acids. The transcript is spliced from 2 exons. Gene Ontology annotation, molecular function: protein binding.